Molecule: messenger RNA, 5370 nt
Organism: Syngnathoides biaculeatus (alligator pipefish)
Lineage: Eukaryota; Metazoa; Chordata; Actinopteri; Syngnathiformes; Syngnathidae
Gene: zfyve16
Product: zinc finger, FYVE domain containing 16
Exons: 18
Coding region: 171-4004 (1277 amino acids)
Biological process (GO): endosomal transport
Cellular component (GO): early endosome membrane
Molecular function (GO): metal ion binding
Source: RefSeq, a predicted model, not a curated record
AUGUUGAGCCUUUGAAGGCCAUGGCGUGCUUUUCGCACUUUUGGGUCACCGAAGUUCGCGGGGCUCCACCACUAGCAACUCUGCGCUAGCUGCUAACUUCAGCCAGCGACAAAUCCAGCCGGUUGGGAUUUACGGUCCAUGCUUGAGGAGGAACUCUGAGAGAGGCCAGCAUGGACAGCUUCUUCAAGGCGGCUGUUUGUGACCUGGACAAAGUGCUGGACGACUUUGAGCUGAGCGCAGAAGAAGUGGACUGCACGUCCGUCUUCCGCAAGCCUUCGCCGUACGACUUGUCCGCGCCGGCCCCCUCCGAGGCGUCCGGCGCGCCCCCCGACCUGCCCCGGAAUCCACCCGACCCGAGCUCUCUCCGCUACGGCGCGGCCAGCGGCGGCGUUGCGGACCAAGACGGCGAGUUGAAAGUUCAGCCUCUGACCGGCGUGGAUCUGCUCUCCUCCGUGGAUCACGGCGCCGCUCAAAGUUCGGCACCUCCCUGCCUCGACCGGGCCCUCAAGCCCGUGUGCGACCUCGUGAACGACACCGGCUCGGCCGUUCCGAUCCGAGCGGACGGCCGCGAUGCCUUCGGCGACCCGGAUGCCGCCGGGAAGCAGUCGGAGGAGGAAGAGAAGAAGGACGAGGACGAGCUACUGGUGGACUUCGGCGACCUUGUGCUAGAUGAAGGAGGCGCAACUAGUCAGAACUGCCACCGGCAGCUCGUUGGAGCCUCCCUGAGUCUGCUGGACGUCAUUCUUCCUGCAGUUCCUGUGGAGGACGCACGAGAGGAAAGCGACGCUAAAGAUGAAGGCUACGAGGAGGAGCUUCAAGAUGAAGAUGAAGAUGAAUGCUCGGGACCAGGUGAGCAGGACGAGCCGCAGCCACCUCACCAGACUGCUCAAGAGGAGUGCCCACAAGAGUCCGACGAUGAGCUCCCGGAGGCUGAAGAGCAGCAGCAGCAGCAGCGGCAGCAAGUCGAGGAUUCAGAAGCAGAAUCUCUGUCGGGCUCCGACACUUGCCCCGAGGAACCCCUCGAAUCGCAGUCACCGCAGCGUUGCUCUCUCGUCCCUCCCGCGGAGCCUCCGCACCCCGACCCCACAGAGGCCAGCCCGGCGGAGCCCCCGGAGUUCGGCUUCGAGUAUCUCCCUGAGAGCGACCGGGCCGAGCUGCUGGUCACGGACGAGGAGCUGGACGCGUUCCUGCGGGCCCACGCCGAGGCCGAGCGGACCGGCGGGUUCUCCUGCUCCGGUGGCUCGGCGGAGGUCCUCCGGGCGGGAGACUCGGUGCCGCUAAACGGGGAUCUGGAGCGGGCGUUUGCAGACGAGGAGCUGAGGAGCUGCAGAGAAGACCUAGAACGUCUCGCCUCUCCCGAAAGUGACAGAAGCGUGCGCGCGACGCGUCUCGCUCGGGAAUCCCCUUCUGGAGAAGAUUCCUGUAGGGGGAGCCGUUCCUCCACCUGCAACUCUUUGCAGUCGGAGCAGCAGAUUUCCUACGGAGGGGCGAGACCCAAGCAGCUCCCCUGCGCCGCCGCGAGAUCUCCCGCAUCAGCCGAGGGCGACGACGAGCUGCCCGCGUGUUCUUCUGACCUGGACGCGGGCCGCGGCUUCCUCGCGCAUUCCGUCGGCAGCCCCGCCGUCUACGCCCCUCAGGACCCCCCGGAGUACUCGGCCGCUUACGACGAACUCUCGGAGCCGCCGCCUUACCCCGGUGAGCCCCCGGCUCGGAAGAGGGACGGUGCGGAGGAGGAGCCGGGGGUCCGGCAGCCCGCCUGGGUGCCCGACUCGGAAGCCCCCGUCUGCAUGAACUGCUCGCAGAGGUUCACCUUCACCAAGAGGCGCCACCACUGUCGCGCUUGCGGCAAAGUGUACUGCGCCGGCUGCUGCAACAGGAAGUGCAAACUUAAGUAUUUGGACAAGGAGGCUCGCGUGUGCGUCAUCUGCUUUGACACCUUGCACAGAGCCCAGGCGCUGGAGCGGAUGAUGAGCCCCACGGGUCCCAGUCCCAACCCCAACGUCCCGUCCGAGUACUGCAGCACCAUCCCGCCCCUGCAGCAGGCCCGCGCCGCCGGCACCCUCAACUCCCCGCCGCCCACGGUCAUGGUGCCCGUGUCGGCGCUCAAACAGUCGGGCAACGACGGGUGCCCCCGGGAGCACAAGCGGGUCUGGUUCGCCGACGGCAUCCUGCCCAACGGGGAAGUGGCCGACACCGCCAAGCUGUCGGUGAGCGGUCGCGGGAACUCGCAGGACUUUGCCGGCGCUCCGGAAGAAACGACGGAUCAGCCGCCCCCCGCGGGGUCAGAAGGUGAAAGUUGCGGCCGGUCGAGUCCCGAGACGGCGGAGGUGGUCCCUCCUCCCCCGUGCGGCCCUUGGGACUACGCCCUGCUGGCCGGGUUGGGCUCUGCGGUGAGGAAGAGCCCGAGUCUGCUGCCCGACUGCGAGGACCAACUGCCUCCUCUGCUCAUCACCACCGGAGAGGACUCGGCAGGAGACGCGUCGGUGGAGGAGAGUCCGGCUCCGUGCCAGAUUCGGCACCUCCUGGAGGAGGGGGGUCCUCGCCCUUUGACCUUUGUCCUCAACGCCAACUUGCUGGUCAACGUCAAGAUGGUCACAUACUCCGGCCGUCAGUGCUGGUGCUUCGGCUCCAGCGGGCUGCAGGCCCUGGGCCAGAGAGAACUGGUCUUCCUCCUGGAGUGCGUCCCGGAAGAAAGAACUCUCCCCCGGGACCUCUUCACGCUGUGUCUCAGCAUCCAGCAGGACGCGCAAAGAGGGAAGUUUGUGGAGGAUCUGGACAACGUGACCUUCACCGGCAGCUUCCUGGGCAGCAAAGAGCACGCCGGGAUGCUGUUCUUCUCGCCCACGUGUCAGCCGCUGGGGGGUUUGAGUCUCCCGUCGCAGCCUUUCCUCUUUGGCCUUCUCGUGCUGAAGCUGGAGGUCCCCUGGGCCAAGGUGUUCCCCCUCAGGCUGCUCCUCCGACUCGGGGCCGAGUACAGCGUGUACCCCACCACGCCCGUGAGUGUGCGGUUCCGGGAAUCGGUCUAUCGCGAGACGGGACACACCAUCAUGAACCUGCUGGCUGACCUGAGGAACUACCAGUACAGCCUGUCGUCCGUGGGGGGGCUCAGGAUCCACAUGGAGGUGGGACGGAGCUACAUCGACGUCCCCAAAAGCAGCUUCGGCGAGAUGCAGAGGGUGGUGAACGGCGCCAACGAGCACGUGAUCAGCAUCGGCGCCAACUUCAGUUCCGAGGCCGACUCCCACCUGGUGUGCUUCCAGAACGAGGACGGCACCUACCAGACGCAAGCCGGCAGCGUGCCCGGCAAGACGCGCACAGUGACGGGAGCCAGCUUUGUGGUCUUCAAUGGUGCCCUGAAGGCCUCGUCGGGGUUCGUCGCCAAGUCCAGCAUCGUGGAAGACGGGCUGAUGGUGCAGAUGCCCCCCGAGACCAUGGAGGCCCUCCGCACGGCCCUGCGGGAACAGAAGGACUUCGAGAUCGCGUGCGGAAAGACGGACGAAACGGAGGUCCGGGAAACCGUCGCCGUGCGCUGGGUGGACUGGGCGUCGCCCGUCAACGCCGGCGUGACGAGCGGCGUGGACGGCUGCAGUCUGGAAGGCGUGCGCAGCGUCAGGAUGCGGCAGGACGCCCGCUUUGAGUGCGACGGGCGUGUCAUCGGCUGUUCGGAGGUCUUCUACCGGCCGACGUCUCCCGACGGCGGCCCGCCGGCCGUACCGCCGGCGUGCGCCGUCUUCCAGAAGGAGAUCGCCGUGGCCGCCUGCGGAGCGCUGACGCCGCAUCUGGCCGUCCUCGGCGCCGCCGCCAUCAACUCGCUCAGCCUGCGCGUGUCCACGCACGGAGAUGUGGUUGAGUACCAGGCCGGGUCCGGCGGGCGUCUCCUCCCUCAGCGUUACAUGAACGAGCUGGACGGCGCGCUGAUCCCCGUCAUCCACGGGGGCGGCGCCGUCGUGCCGCCGGCCGCAGCGGACACGGAGCUGCUCUUCUUUAUCACGCACGCCAUCUAACGAGCACGCGGCGACACGCAGGAAGCUCAAACCACCAGCAGGUGGCGGCAGAAGAGGACGACGGAGCGUCGGGAACCUUCAGGUGGACGGGGGAGGGACCCGCGACCCAACAGGGCCCCCCCCCGCACGUCAACCGAUCUCUCUCUCCCCCCCCCCCUCCCCCCAUGUGCUCUUGUGGAGCGCGGCGGCAGGUUGGAGCGCGCCAUGCUGACGUUUUUGUUCUCCUUUGCUUUCGGCGAAACGUCAAAAGCAAACUUGGAGGACAAGAAAGACUGAAAAAGCGAAUGUGACGACAUUUGAUUGACAGCGGACAUUUUUCCAUUGAUGGACGACAUCCUGAUUCGUUUGAAUUCACGCGCGAAGGAAGCCGCAACAUUGAACUUUUGGCCUUGCAGCUUGCAGACAAAUUUGAAAACGUCCAUUUUCUAACACCCACAAAUGAAUGAAUUUGUUUAAAAAAAAAAAAAAACAACAAGGGGCGGGGGGGGGGAUAAUUGGUGGUGGUACUACAGCACGGUUGCCUAGUGGUUAGUAAGUCAGUGUCACAGCUGAGUUCUGGGUUUGAAUCUGGGUUGGUCUUGCUUGCGUGGGCUUUGUCGAUUUUCCUUGCGAAUGUUUGUUUGUCUCAAUUUUGCCGUGUGACCCAAAGUUAGCUGCCACAGAUGGGCAAGCGUGAAGGAAAAUGGAGGCUAUUGCAAGUAGGGCUUCUUUUUUUGUGUUUGAAAUUGUGAUAUUCUAAGAAUUUGUGUUAAAGAUGAAGCAAAAUGUCAUUUUGUCAUAUUUGGACACCUGCUGUCGAACCCCCUGCAGGUGAGUCAUGCGCCAACAGUUAAAUGAUCAUCACUAAUUUCUGAAUGUAGCAGCGAAGCAGCUUUAAAAUCAGGUGCAAGGUUCAAAGGUCGCAUCGGCAUUUCAUCUCUCCGUGGAUGGAACGCAAGUGUACUGGACCCAAACCGGAUCCCUGGGUGACCCCCAACGCGUUCUGGUCCGUGAUGAGGCCAAAGUCUCGAGGUUUUUUUUUUUUGUUUCAUCUCAAAGUCUUUGUUGACUAAAUAUGCAUAAGAGAGAUUGUCUUUGUGUUUUCUUUUUAAUACGGAAGAUUUAUUUUUGAAAUUGUGCGUGUACAAGUUGUAACAAAUGUGAGCAGAGUUGAUAUUUUUGAUAGGACAUACUCACACGUGAUUGGUUAGUGGCAAAGACGGCUGAUUCAUUCCACAGAUAAUGUAAGUAAUACAUAAUAUAUAUACGCUCAUAUUUAGUGGACUACAAGCGGUUGAAAUUGGAGGCGAAUGUCACAAAAAAUGUUGAGAAGAAAAAAAUAAAAGUCAAAUCAUCUUUUUGGUGAUGGAAUUUUGUUAUUGACCUG